Anopheles marshallii is the source of this 2127-nucleotide messenger RNA. RefSeq names its product xaa-Pro aminopeptidase 1. The record is from RefSeq and is a predicted model, not a curated record. The coding region runs from base 1 to 2127 and encodes 708 amino acids. The transcript is spliced from 7 exons. NCBI's taxonomy places the organism in Eukaryota, Metazoa, Arthropoda, Insecta, Diptera, Culicidae. Gene Ontology annotation, molecular function: metalloaminopeptidase activity.
AUGCAACGACGAAAGGUUGGCUUGCAGGCGGGAUUAGGAUCGCUGCUAGCGCUGGGCAUCCUCUUGGCAGUGGUUGGUCAAACGAUUGCCAACGAAUUUCAAGGGAUACGACGAUCAAAAUGCCAGCAGAGCCGUGAUCGUACACAGAUCUAUGAAGGAGUCGACAAUGUGCUGAUGAAACGUCUGCAAGCGCUGCGUACGGAGAUGCGCACCAGAACCUCAACGCAGAGUGCCGAACUGGACGCGUAUCUAGUACCGAUGUACGACGAGCAUCAGUCACAGUAUCUGAUGGAAUCGGACCAGCGCAUACGCUUUCUGACCGGGUUUAGUGGUACGAGCGGCGAGGCAGUUGUGCUAAUGCGAUCGGCCGCCUUCUGGACCGAUGAACGCUUUCUGGAGCAGGCGGACCAGGAGCUUAACUGUGCCUGGCGACUGUUUCGUACCGGUGAGCGUCCGUCCGUUGCCGAGUAUCUGCUGUCGGAGCUAACACCGGAAGCGCGUGUUGGUGCCGACCCACAGCUCGUACCGCAUCCGCUGUGGAAAGCGCUCGAGACGGACCUAACUGCCGACUACAUCCGAUUGGUCCACAUCAAUCGUAACCUGGUCGAUAUGGUUUGGGGUGGUCGUAGGCCUGCCCCACGGUCCGGAGCGAUUAAAGUGCAUCCGGUGCGCUUCGCUGGUGAACGCUGGGACAGUAAGGUGGCCAGACUACGGGCCAAUCUUACGGCCCUUCGGUGUGACGGUAUGAUCGUGACCUCGCUAACGGAGGUGGCGUACUUGUUGAACUUGCGCGGCAGCGAUAUCCCGCAUGUGCCCGUGUUCAAGGCGUACCUGUUGGUGACGCACCGGGAGCUGAUACUGUACACCAACACAAGCCGCGAAACGCUCGGGCUGAAGAACCACCUGAAGGCACACUCCUGCCACAACGAGCACUGCGUGCAGCUGCGGGAUUACGGUGAUGUGUGGCGCGAUCUGCGCACCUUAGCACAGCACUGGCACCGUUUGCUGGUGCCGUCAGCUGUGGUCUUCGAUACCGGCGCAUCGGAAGCCGUACACGUUACGCUGCCGCGAAACAUCGUGUUCGAGCGACCGUCUCCUAUCAUAUUCCUGCGGGCGCAGAAGAACCAGGUGGAACGACAGGGAAUGCGGCAAGCCCACAUACGAGAUGGAGUGGCCAUGUGCGAGGUGCUCAGUCGGUUGGAGGAGCGGUUUAUUGCCGGUGAUCACAUCACCGAGUUGUCACUGGCGCGUGAAAUCGACCAAGCCCGAAAGACGCAAAACAACUCGGAAGGAGUCGCUUUCCCGACAAGUGUCGCCUACGGAGUACACUCCAGUCGGCCCAACUAUACGCCUUCCAACCGUACCAACGUUGAGCUCUCCGAGGGAAUGGUACUGAUCGAUUCCGGUGGCCAGUAUGAGGACGGCACGACGGAGGUAUCCCGUACGCUACAUCUCGGUGAACCUACGGCGGAUCAGAUCCGUGCCUAUACGAACGUGCUGAUCGGUAUGAUCCGAUUGUCGAUGCUGACGUUCCCGGAGAAUCUCAAACCCGCCGAACUCGAUGCGCUGGCCCGUGGUCCUGUCUGGGGUUCGAUGAACGACUAUCCGCACGGCACUGGUCAUGGUAUUGGGUCUUACUCGUCUGUUCGUGAAUCUCCUAUCAGUAUUUCAUAUACGGCGAAGCAGCGGUUCACCUUCAAAGAGGGAUACUUUUUCUCUAAUGAACCGGGUUAUUAUAAAAAUGGUGCUUUUGGUAUACGACUGGAGAACGUGCUAGAAGUGAUGGAUACUGGCAAGAUGCAUCCAACGGGACACAAAUUUCUCUCCUUCCAGGACGUGACACUGGUGCCAUUCGAAUGGAAGCUUAUCGAUCGUACUUUACUGAGUGUGCCAGAGAAAAAAUGGUUAAACGACUAUAACUCUCGCAUCCGUCAGCACGUUGGAAGUGAACUGAAACGGAAGCAUAAAAUGGAUGCAUUCUACUGGAUGAUGAACAAAACACGCCAUGUGCCAGAAUAUGUGACCGAAGCGGAGUAUAAUGGAGCUGCGAACAUUCAUCGAGAUCAUUUGUCGAUCACGGUUGCUUUAACAAUCAUAUUUCUACUCGGACGAUUCGUUUUCUACUGA